Messenger RNA from Pungitius pungitius (ninespine stickleback), 2889 nucleotides. It is a transcript of the gene glrbb, whose product is annotated as glycine receptor, beta b. Gene Ontology annotation, molecular function: transmitter-gated monoatomic ion channel activity involved in regulation of postsynaptic membrane potential; extracellularly glycine-gated chloride channel activity; glycine binding. Gene Ontology annotation, cellular component: postsynaptic membrane; plasma membrane; synapse. Lineage: Eukaryota; Metazoa; Chordata; Actinopteri; Perciformes; Gasterosteidae. Gene Ontology annotation, biological process: regulation of membrane potential; chloride transmembrane transport; synaptic transmission, glycinergic. The transcript has 10 exons. The record is from RefSeq and is a predicted model, not a curated record. Bases 385 to 1875 code for a protein of 496 amino acids.
GGGGCGCUCCGUGCAGCCGCUUCUGCGCAUGUUGCAUGACAGGUAGCACGCAAAAAGCCUCCAUCUUGGGUUUACCCGAGCUGAGGCAAAAAGGGCAGAAGCCACACACACACACACACAUAUACGCACACACUCACACACACGCGCGCGCCGAUUCCAAAAUAACAACAAAGCGGGCGCGUCGAUAAAUAACGAGAAAUUGGCAAUUUGCCGAGAUGUAACUUUCGCAGCCAAUUGAUUGCACGAAUUGCCUCAGCGGAAGGAGCGCGGCGCAGGAUGGGAGAGAAAGACGCCGACCGGUCUGACAGCGGCUCUUUGCACUGAAAGCCUCGCCGGCUGUAGUUUCCUCAGGUGAGCGAUUUAAACGGCUCACAGCACGCCAGAAUGGUCACCAAGAAGCUGGCCGUCCUGCUCCUGGUCCUCUCUCUCUGCCUGGAGGGAGGCUCAGCCAAAGAGAAAGGAACAAAGAAGGGGAAGAAGAAAGGGAAGCAGGUGUAUUGUCCAUCCCAGCUGUCACCGGAGGAUCUGGCCCGAGUCCCUGAGAAUUCCACCAGUAACAUCUUGAACAGGUUACUGAUCACCUAUGAUCCCCGAAUAAGGCCCAACUUCAAAGGAAUUCCUGUGGAAGACAGAGUGAACAUUUUCAUCAACAGUUUUGGCUCCAUUCAAGAAACAACUAUGGACUACAGGGUGAACAUCUUCCUGCGGCAGCGGUGGAACGACCCCCGGCUGAAGCUGCCGACGGACUUCAAGUCCGACUCGCUCACCGUCGACCCCAAGAUGUUCAAGUGUCUGUGGAAACCCGACCUGUUCUUCGCCAACGAGAAGAGCGCCAACUUUCACGACGUGACGCAGGAGAACAUCCUCCUCUUCAUUUUCCGCAACGGAGACGUGCUCAUCAGUAUGAGGUUGUCGGUCACCCUUUCCUGCCCUUUGGACCUCACGUUGUUCCCGAUGGACACGCAGAGGUGUAAGAUGCAACUGGAAAGCUUCGGCUACACCACGGACGACCUGCAGUUCAUGUGGCAGACAGGAGACCCGGUGCAGAUGGACGCCAUCGCCCUGCCGCAGUUUGACAUCAGACAAGAAGACAUUGAUUAUGGGAACUGCACUAAGUUCUAUUCAGGAACAGGGUACUACACAUGUGUGGAGGUGAUCUUCACCCUAAGGCGACAGGUUGGAUUCUACAUGAUGGGUGUCUACGCCCCCACGCUGCUCAUCGUGGUCCUCUCCUGGCUCUCCUUCUGGAUCAACCCCGACGCCAGUGCUGCCAGGGUGCCUUUGGGCAUCCUCUCGGUGCUCUCCCUGUCCUCCGAGUGCACCUCCCUGGCUUCGGAGCUGCCCAAGGUGUCCUACGUCAAGGCCAUCGACGUCUGGCUCAUCGCUUGCCUUCUGUUCGGCUUCGCCUCGCUGGUGGAGUACGCCGUGGUCCAAGUGAUGCUCAACAGCCCCAAGCGCAUCGAGGCGGAGAAGGCCAAGAUAGCGGCCAAGGAGAAGGCUCUGGGAAAGGGCCCCGCUGCCAAGAACAACGCGCUCAACGGGACGGGGGGGACGCCGCUUCACGUCAGCACCUUGCAGGUGGCGGAGACCCGCUGCAAGAAGGUGUGCACCUCUAAAUCGGACCUGCGGACCAACGACUUCAGCAUCGUGGGCUCGCUGCCGCGCGACUUUGAGCUGUCAAACUUCGACUGCUACGGGAAGCCCAUCAACGAGGCCAUCGCUCACGGCAAGUCCAAGGCCAAGCACCACAAGAGGCCCCCCCCCCCGAAGCCCGUCAUCCCCUCGGCGGCCAAGAGGGUCGACCUGUACGCCCGGGCCCUCUUCCCUUUCUCCUUCCUCUUCUUCAAUGUGGUUUACUGGUCCGUGUACCUGUGAUUAUCUAGUUGUUAAAGCGACCCCACUUCACUCCCAACGAGUACCUUGUUGAUCCGACUACCUUCGAAAAUUCCAAAGUGAGUGUGUUUACAUGUUAGAGCCCUGGUUUCAGUCUCGUUAUCGAUGGCAAUCGGGACACGGCGUUUACCUGGAAUAUGAAAAAACCUGGUUCUUCGUAUCCCUGCGUGUCUUUACAGUGUCCAGGUGUCUAAUCGUCCGCCUGCAGGUAUUCUCACCAUCACAGCCUCUGUGUCCUGUAAAUAACACUCGUUGCUUCUGAAACACGGAUAUGAUGUUUACAUGACAAACGGAUAACAGGGAUAGUCCUAAAACCACAUCCUGCCCAGGAGUGUGAAAUUACAUUUUAAUAUUCCUUAACGACACAACGUAUUUGCUUAGAAGAAGAUAAAAAAAAUAAAAAAACAAUGUAUUGUUACAUUUAUAUUUACAUGAGAAUAGAAAACUAUCACGAUUUGUCUAUCAAAUAAUACUAAUACUUAAUAUUUGUAUGACUAAAAUGUAAAUACAACAUCCAUCAUUCAUUGAUAAUGGUACUUGAAAGGUUAAUACAGGAUUGCAAGAAGACUUUUGGGUAAGAGCUGAUCAGAAGAAGCACAGAUCUAUAAAAGAGCAUUUGUAAAUGUUAAAUUAAUUUCAACUUUGCAAAAUGGGAUUCUGCCCAGAAGUUUAAUCUGUUUCCACAUUUAUUUAAGCUUCAAUGCAAUUACGGUGCAUGUUAAAAAAAGAAAAAGAAAUUGCAUGUAUAUGAAGAUAAAUUCUAAAUAUCUAUAUAUAAAGUAUUUAUUUCAUUUGUAUUAUUUUUCUGCUCUUGAGAAGAUAAUCGGAUAUGUGAGAACGCUGCGUUCUUGUUCAGAUGGUUAUGUUACACUGCCACCAUUCCAGCAGAUUUAAUGUUUGACAUUGUGUGUAAAUGGGUCACUACCGAGCUGUGACCAUGUGUUUGUGAUGUUUACAAGCAAAGACAAAUAAAUGACCAAAACACUUUUCACCAUU